AUGAAUCAUUACUUUUUUUUCUUGUUGGUGAUUCUUGUUCUAUGUGUUGCUUCCUCCAACUCAACUAAAGUUGUGGAAGUAAAUGACAUUUGUAAAGAAUCAUUCCAAGAAUCAUUCUGUUCAAAACUUCUCAAAUCAAGACCCGGCGGGGCAAAAGGUGUAGAUUUGAGAGUAGUACUGUUAAGGCGAAAAAAACAUUAUGAUACUUGUCUGUUAGAUUUGGGUCCUGUUGGUACUAGUGCUUCUGUACACUUGACUGAUGCCGAUAUUUCUUUUAAGAGAGGAGAUUAUAAAGAUAUGGCUGCAUCUACUGCUCUACUAGUGCAAAAUAUUCUUCAUUGUAGAAAUGAUCGUAAAGAUUAUUAUUAUUAUUAUGAUUAUGGUAGUGAUAAAGCUUUGUUUACAAAUUAUGUUGAAGUUGUUCUGCAAACUAGUAAAAUACUUGAUAUUAUAGCAACGUAUUUGAAUCUUGGAUGA
Vicia faba (fava bean) is the source of this 477-nucleotide messenger RNA. The record is from the annotation of a GenBank genome assembly. Lineage: Eukaryota; Viridiplantae; Streptophyta; Magnoliopsida; Fabales; Fabaceae.